UUAGCUAGGCGGGUGCUGUGGGAGGCUUUGGCUUCCGAGGGCUGAAGACCUAAGACCUGGCUGCACCACUGGCUGAGUGGCUGAGGGCUUUUCUUCAUCAGAAUUAAAGGAAGCGCUGCUUCCCGAUCUCACGGGCUUGUGAAGAAGGCCCCCCUCACGUUCGGGGGAUAAAGCCUGGAUUGUGAAUUCAGUGGUUCAGGGAGAGCUCCCAGGGGAGGAAAAGCCCUGGACUAAUUAAGUCAGCAUUUGCUCCAGAACCUGGAGCCCUAAGCAGGGAAAGGGGAGGUGCGGUGCCCAGGGCCACACAUCCGGGGGACGUCACAGCCAGACACAAACUGAAAAGUCCCAAGGACUUGAGGCCAGCUCUCUGGGCCCGCCCGAGGCGGCCUCUUCAAGUGACCAGUGUGGCAGGCACGAGGACACGCGCGACCUCCCGGGCACGCCCGCCCCGCGGCGAUGGGAAGCGGCCGGCCUGGGCGGGCGGUGUGAGCAGCGACUUGACGGGCCUGGGCCUCCCUCGGUGAACACAAAGGCUCUACUUUGGAGGAGGCUUGCCUUAGGCUCCCACCAGCUCUCAGCGUCCGAGUUUGCUCCUCCCCCUCUUCCCCGGCGUCCCACGGCCCCGCGGACCUCAGCCCCGCCCCUCCGCAGCCGGGAGCGGGUGUUCCGGUACGGGGAGGGGGUUUCCGCUCCAAGCCGGAAGACCGUUAGCCAGGCUCCUUCUUCGGGCUCGCCUGGCGCUGGAAGGGCAGGCCAAAGUUAUGUCAGACAUGGAUUUAGACGCAGAAAGAGAGAAGAUCACAAAACAAAUCAAGAAUCUAGAAAGGAUUUUGGAUCCUAACAUUGCAACAAUUGAAGUCGUUGUCUCCGAUUCGAAUCUUGAUUCUAAUUCAGAAGGAGAUUCCCUGGGAGAUGAUGACUGGGAUGAACACGUUCCUAUGGAAGAAGAAAGCUGGGCAGAAAGCGAUGAAGAUGACUCAAAGGACCAAGCCCUUCCCAAAGACCCAGAGACCUGUUUACAGUUGAACAUGGUAUAUCAGGAAGUCCUUCAGGAGAAAAUAGCAGAAAUUGACUUACUGCUGGCUCAGAAUAAAGAACAACAGGAAGAAGUCAUGUGGGAUCUGGCUGGUUCCAAAACUCCAAAGACCAAAGAUGGAAAGAGCCUCCCUUCAAAUGUUUUUGUGGGUCAUUUUAUGAAACCGUACUUCAAGGAUAAAGUCACAGGAAUUGGACCUCCAGCCAAUGAAGAUACUCGGGAAAAGGCAACACAGGGCAUCAAGUCUUUUGAAGAACUGAUUGUGACCAAAUGGAAAACUUGGGAAAAGACUUUACUUAGGAAGUCAGUGAUGAGUGACCACCUGCAACGUUUGCUCCAACCCAAAUUGUUAAAGCUUGAAUACUUAAAUCAAAAACUUGAAAAAGUCAGUAACUCAAUGGAGAAGCAGAUCUUGGAGAAGCAAAUAAAGAACACUGAGAAGGAAAUUGAGGACAUCAAUCAGCUGCCAGAAGAGUCUUUGUUGGGAGAUAGACUGGAUGAGCGAGAUUGGGAGAAGAUCUCUAACAUUAAUUUUGAAGGCAGCCGAAGUGCUGAUGAGAUUAGGAAAUUCUGGCAGAACUGUGAACACCCAAGCAUCAAUAAGCAAGCAUGGGUUGAGGAAGAGACCAAGCGUCUGAAAGAGAUUGCGGCAAAAUACAAUUAUUUGGAGUGGCAGAAGAUCGCAGCAGAGCUGGGGACCAACCGGAGCGCCUUCCAGUGUCUCCAGAUGUACCAACAGUAUAACAAAGACUUGAAGCGGAAGGAGUGGACAAAAGAAGAAGACCACAUGCUCACACAACUAGUUGAGGAAAUGAGAGUUGGAAGCCACAUCCCUUAUCGGAAAAUUGUCUACUACAUGGAGGGUAGAGAUUCAAUGCAGUUGAUCUAUCGUUGGACCAAGAGCUUAAAUCCCAGUUUGAAGAAAGGAUUCUGGACUCCGGAAGAAGAUGCUAAAUUACUCCAAGCUGUUGCCAAAUAUGGAGAACGUGAUUGGUUUAAAAUUAGGGAAGAGGUGCCAGGUAGGAGUGAUGCCCAGUGUCGAGAUCGAUAUCUAAGAAGAUUACAUUUUAGCUUAAAGAAAGGAAGGUGGAAUGCAAAGGAAGAAGAAAAAUUAAUUGAAUUAAUAGAAAAAUAUGGUGCUGGUCACUGGGCAAAGAUAGCCUCUGAGUUGCCUCAUCGGACAGGCUCCCAAUGUCUGAGCAAGUGGAAAGCCUUGAUUAGGAAAAAGAAGCCCCGAAAACGGCAGAAGUCCAGGAAGAAAUACAGCUCCACCUCCUCUAGUAGUAGCAGCAGCAGCAGUGAGGAUGCUGAACUGGAGUGGCAUAAUGACCUGGAGAAGGAGAGAGAUGCCGAAGGGGCACCAAAGGCAUGCCAGUACACAGUGCCCAGCAUAGACAUGUGGGUGCCCACAAGACAGAGUCACACUGAGCUGUGGAAAGAUCCAAAAAGGGGCUAUCCCAGACUCUCCGCUAUUUCCCCCUGCCUUUCCAAAGCGUCUGUGUCCUCCAGAGUAGCCUCCAAAGAAGGCAGCAAGACAGUUCCAAAUGUAGCCGUGGCGAUGAGAAAGGACUCCAACUGGGACAAGAACACUUUGGACCACAGCACUGUCUCUAUGGACACAGAGUGCACACAUUCAGCUGAUGUUGGUCUGGAGAAGCCACAGGAAGGAUUAGAAGAGGCCUCUGCAACUGGAAAGCGUCUCCUAAAAGUUGCCCUGAAUGAUGUGAAGAAAGUGAUAAGGAUCAAUACCUGUUUGGAAUACCAGAAACUGAAAGAGAGGCUGAAGAAGACCCAUCUGUUCACCUCAUCUCUGGUAUCCAAAAUUGACGGUGGAAUGGCCAUCGAAAAAGUGGUGCAGGUAUGGCACAAAACUUUUCUGAAUAGGCAGCGGCAACAGAAGAUUGGCAUACAGAGGAAGAGGCUGGACCGCAAGCUCUUGAUGGCUGUGACUCCCUGGGUGGGUGAUGUCAUCAUUCCUUGUUGGAGUUCCAGGAAGGCUGUAACAGUGCGGACUCGAGCAGAAACCAUCAUGACAAAGUUGCAGACUAUCCAUCUGACAAGUACACCUGUAUUUACAUUGUUUAUUCAGUUGUUUCAGAUUGAUACUGAUGGCUGCAUGAAAGUGAUUGGAGAAAGGAAGUCCAAGCGGUCAGAGCUGCUCUUGGCUAUUAGUGGAAAUCCACAGCGACCUCAGCAGGCAUCCUCCACUUUACAGAAAUCUUCAGGCUGCCUGCUGAUGAAGGGCAAAGAAACCCAAAGGAAAUCUAUUGCUUCUAAGAUGAAAGAUUUGCCAGAGGCUGGCCAUCUAGGGCCAGUGGUGUUACCGCCUUCUUUAGGCCCCAAACCAAAGCCGAAGACUGUCUCAGAACUCCUGAGGGAGAAGCGGCUAAGGGAAUCCCGAGCCAGUAAGGCCUUGGAGAACACAGUGAUCCUUGCCCCUCAGGUGCUGAUCACCCCACCUGUGAUCCUUCAGCAACCUCUGCAACCACUUCUCCCUUCCACUCUUGCCACGGCCCAGCCACUGGGAUCAGGGUCAGCUGGGAAGCCAGUAGCCACGGCUUCAAGCCCAGCAGCCACAUUCCAAACACCUUCCCCCAUCAUAGCUUCCACCAAGUCCCCUGAAAAAAAUUCUAUCACAAAUAACUCUGGCUCCUCCCAGGGUAAUGAGGUCAUUGUUGAAGAGAAAGUAAAUAAAACAGAUGGGACCUCUGCCCCCCAGGUGCUUGCCUCAGGCCAAUCUUCCUCAUUGAUGGGGGCUGAAGGGCACUCUGCUUCUAGCAAGAGCCCAGUCCCUGGAAGAGCAGCUAAUCCAGCCCUUGGAGUAAGCCAGAUUUCUACCAGCUCAGAGCCAGCUAGUGUCCUGUCUUCUCAAGUCACUACCACCUCAGGGAAGCAGGAACUGCCCAAGGUACCUCCUUUUCUUGCUCCAGCUCAAGUCUCUAUGCAGCAGCCCAAACCCAUUAGCCUGGUGCCUACCCUUUCAGUUCCUACCUGUGGCCCACAAGUUAUCUCCAGCAACAUUUUGCCUAUUACAUGGGUUGUUACUGCACAAGGGCUCGUCCCUAUGUCCAUGUCAACCUUUGUAGGCCUCCCUGCACCAGGCAAGCCAGCUGGAACUCCUGUGCUCCCCAUCCUUGGAGGAGUGGCCAGGAGUCAGACUAAUCUGAAGCUAUUACCUUCAUCAGCAGUCGAGCAGAGCCCUAGGGCCCCUGAACCAAGUCCCACUUUAGCCAAAAGGCCACUUAUUGCCAAUAAAACUCUUAAAGGAGACCUGGCCUCAGGAACUUAUGGAGCAAACCUUCCAACACAACUUCCCACCACAGCUUCAUCAGAUACAGGAAAUCACUCAGAAAAAACCAGUCUUCCUGGAGAUGAACCUUCUCCCAGAGAAGUGAGGACAGCUGGAGAGAUAUCUGCAGCUUCUCCCCAGCCUGAAACACAGUCCCAGACCGAGAACCCCACAAGUCAACCAAGGGGUAUGCCCACCCUAGAAGCAGAGAGCCCAGGUGGAGUGAAUACAGGAGGCCAGGAUCCCGUGGAGACAAAAGACAAUAUUCCUGUUCAGAAUGGCAGUCCUGAGAAAUCAUUUCCCACCCCAACGGGUUCACCUAAACCCAUUACCCAGCCACAAGAAGGAGUGGAUGCCCAGGACAAUCAGCCCAAAGCCCUAGAGCCUGGGAAAAGCGUUCUGGACCUGAGCCUCCUAUCAUUGGAGAGCGAGGCUUCUGUAAGGGAGUGGCUCAAAGGAAAGCAAGGCGUCUGCUUGCCCCCGCUUCAGAGCACACUGCCUUACCUGCCUCCCUUUCUGUGCAAUCUAAAGACCUUGUCAGGGCUUCUGCUCCAAAAGAAAUCCCUGGAGCAAAGAGCCGCUACCAUAGUGGCACAGGGAAGAGUCCAGGACAAGAAUGACGUGUCCAGACAGGACAUUCAGGCAGCUCGGCAUCUAGUGCAGCAGCAACUUAAGGAGAACCCUGCAUACCUCCUCCUGAAAGCCAGGUUUUUGGCAGCUUUUGCCCUUCCAGCUUUUCUUGCCACUCUUCCCCCGCCUAGGGUCUCAACCACCAUUUCACGGACCAUGGACAGAAACAGUGAGAGUGAGGAGGAAAAAGAGGAAGAGCCAGAGGAGGAGUGCUUGCAGUCAGAGAGAAGGUCCAAAGACAGCGAUUGUGGUGGGAAGGAACAGCUGGCAAACACAGCUGGAGAUACCCAGUCCACUCCAGAGACCACAUCCUCUAUCCAAGGCUCUCCCAAUCCUGUCCCACAUGCCAUAUCCAGUACUUUAGAUGCUGCGGACUUCAAUGUGCUGAAGACCAGAAAUGCCAUGCAUGCCAGGAAGCGGAGAAGGAAGGUGUGAAGAGGAGGCUGGAGACCUUGGCUUUUGCUGAAGGCAUUGUCUAAAGGUGUGGAAACAGCUGGAUGAAAGCAUCCUUGGGAGCCCCUGCACGUUCUUCUAUUGCAGGAUUCCUGGCCAUGAAAACUGCUUCUGGAGCCGAGGAAAUCUUAAACUUGCUUAAAACCAACUGACCUUGCAGAAAUUAAAAAAAAAAGUCAAGAAACCAUGAAGGAUAAGAAAGCCUCUUUGUCAUGAAGGCUUCCUCUGUACAGACAGUAUUGAGUCAACACUUCUCACAUAGCUCCUCACUGAAGACCAAUUAUCACACUAACCACCCUGGAUUAUCACUCAUACUGUAAACCUUAGAAAUUGGACUCUUCUGCAAAAGGCUCAUGCCACUGCUUUGUUGCACUAGAAUAAGGGGAGGAGGGGGCCUAGGGGGGCUUUGGGAUAGGGAGGAGGAGGAAGAGAGAAAUAGGAAGUUAUUUAUUUUUGCUGUCAAAGCUUUAUUUUGUGUGAUCACUUGAUUCUGGAUCAGAAGAGGUGACUGGGAUUCUCAGUCAUUCCACCUUCAGUGAUGUUGGUAAUGAAUAGUCCCUUGGCUGCUUUGAAGAGAUAACACUUCUUUAACUGGAGGGUUUAUUUUUUUAUGCAAAUAACAAGUCUAAAUGUUUGGAGGGAAAGAUAUAAAUAUUUAUGUGUGUGUGUGUAUGUGUAUAGAUGCUAGAUGUUCUAUUUUUCAUUAAAAAAAAACCUUUAGCUUUAUUUUCUCAAGGGUAUACUAUGAAUAUACAUACACUCUCAGGUUCAGCCCCACUCUUGUCAAUAUUACAUAAAUUACAUAAUUACAAAAUUACAUAAAGGCCUUAGGCUGAUGCUAAAGACCUGCCAUACUUUCCAGUCAAUCACAUACAUGUGAAAUGGCUAAAUCUGAAAGCUAGAAGGGUCAUGGGUGUGAAUCUUGACUCUGUCAUUUCCUACCUGUGGAAUCUUGGGUAGAGCUGUAACCAGGAAAUUUUUCUUCUGAUGCCAAACCAGUUAGGAGUGGGGACAGAUCAGGAGGGUGGAGGAGAGAGGUGCAUGCACCAUGAAUAUCAGUUUGAUAGGGUUGGACAGUAAUACUGGUACAGAGAAAACGGUCUAGCAGACAGUGGAUGGGUUAUGUGCAUAAAGGACAGUCCAGCCCUCUGAGUCCUGCCACUGUCUCUGAAAGGUUUGGUGGUAAUAAUGAGCCCUGAGAAAGGAACAUGCAUGGCGGUUCAUGCCUACCCUCUGUCCUCUGUCCCCUGUUAAAGACCUGGUACAAAGCUUCAGUUACUUUCCCUUGUUAUAGCUCUGAUCUUUUACAAGACAUUUAAUGACUCUGGGCCUCAGUUUUUUCAUCUGUUAAGAAUAGGGAAGAAUAAUACUUGCAUUGCCUACCUCACAGGGCUUUUGUAGGGAAAGUGUUUUGUAAACUUUAAAACUGUAUAAAUGCCAGUUAUCUGUAAAAUAAGUGUUAAGAUUAGAUCAGAGGUGUCAAAUAUGUUGCCCAUAACACUACCAGGUGCAGCUAAAAUCAGAUGAAAAUGUGAUCAGGAAUAUUUAACAAAAUAAAUAAAAGUACAAUAAAACAUAGAUAACAUUACAUUUUAAAAUUAAGUUAAGGAAUCUCUGUGUAUGGAGUAGUUUGACACCACUGAACUUGAUUUCCAAAGUGUCUUCUAGUGCUGAAACCUGUAACUAAUAUUUGGUCUGGGUCCUUGUCUUCAUAUACAUAAAUGACUAGCCGUUCUGAA
Molecule: messenger RNA, 7147 nt
Organism: Phascolarctos cinereus (koala)
Lineage: Eukaryota; Metazoa; Chordata; Mammalia; Diprotodontia; Phascolarctidae
Gene: SNAPC4
Product: small nuclear RNA activating complex polypeptide 4
Biological process (GO): snRNA transcription by RNA polymerase II; snRNA transcription by RNA polymerase III
Cellular component (GO): snRNA-activating protein complex
Molecular function (GO): RNA polymerase III type 3 promoter sequence-specific DNA binding; RNA polymerase II cis-regulatory region sequence-specific DNA binding
Source: RefSeq, a predicted model, not a curated record